AUGCAGCAUAGCUGUAGUCAAUAUUUAUCAUUGGAUCAUCUCGACUCACUUAUUUAUUUGGAUUGCUUUAUCAAUGAAGUACUUCGUUAUAUUCCAACGAUUGAUGGAACAAGUCGCACAGUGAUCGUUGAAGACUGUCUACCCAAAAGCGGUACUCGACUCUACAAAGGUAUUCAAGUACUCAUUCCGACAUCUGCUCUUGCUCGAGAUGCUCGUCACUGGAAAAUCGAUCCUGAUUUAUUCUAUCCAGAAAGAUUUCUUAAUGAAGAUAAAAAUCAUCAUCCAUAUGUAUUUCUACCAUUCGGAAGUGGCCAUCGUCAAUGUCUCGGACAAAAUUUGGCUCAAUUAGAACUCAAAGUAAUUCUAGCUCGCAUGCUGCAACAAAUAACUAUCGAUGAUGGCGGUCCUGAAGUCAAUGGAGGCGGAUAUAUUCAAGCAUUGACUAUCAUGCCCAAACAUGUCGGAGUUACUGUUGAAUUCAACUGA
Messenger RNA from Rotaria sp. Silwood1, 486 nucleotides. Lineage: Eukaryota; Metazoa; Rotifera; Eurotatoria; Philodinida; Philodinidae. The record is from the annotation of a GenBank genome assembly.